AUGGCAAUGAUAAUCAAACACCAGGAAUGCUACAUGGACCAGGUUGUGACGGAAACGUUCAAUACUGUGUACCGAGGAGGUUGCCGAAGAAGAGAAAUAAGUACCAUACGCUGGUGUGCAAAGCAUGUUCAUUAUUUAUGUAAUUAUAUACCCGUGCUUUUAGACAAUACGAACAGAUCUCUAUGCUACUUCUGCGACUCAUCCAAGUCUGUUCAGGCAUCAGUCUCAAACCCUUCGGAUUGUAUCACUCUCACUACGUGUGACACAGACCAGGUUUGCUUUUCCCACAAUGAGUACCAUCCAGGAUUGGCUCCGACGUUCAAAUACGGGUGUCAGAACAAAUACAUAUGUAGACUAUUGAUGAAAAGGGUGUUCGAAGAUUUGCGCCAUUGUGCGGGUGCGGGUGCUUCUGGUCCCGAGUGCCAACAUGAAACCCUGAACUGCGAUGUCUGCUGCGGAGACGAAGCCUGUAACUACGGCGAUUGCAGACAACUCAAGGCGCGCCUUUACAACCUGAUGGUUAUAGGCAAGUUCAACAAUGUAACCCUUCAAGUCAUUCCAUAGGCGCUUGGAGUGGACCCGUCAAAUGUAGUUGUGUCAACUGUGUAUUUUGACCGUUAAUAAAGCUGUAUAAU
This is a messenger RNA of Dreissena polymorpha, 635 nucleotides long. RefSeq lists its product as uncharacterized. The record is from RefSeq and is a predicted model, not a curated record. The coding region runs from base 1 to 564 and encodes 187 amino acids. NCBI's taxonomy places the organism in Eukaryota, Metazoa, Mollusca, Bivalvia, Myida, Dreissenidae. The transcript has 6 exons.